AUGUGCAAAUUGUCAUUAGUUUUAAUAUCAGUAUUGAGAUGUGUAUAUUUGUUGAAAAGUAUUGAAAUUGAUGUAAAAUCAUUAAUUGAUAAUGUUAUACCACUUUUUUUAUAUUUGAAUUUUAGUAUAAAUAUAUUCCAGAUUAGAAAUUUGAAUGGAUUUUCUGAUAAAAUUGAUAUGAUUAUGACUUUUUUCCUUGAUUUUUUGUAUAUCAUUGUUCCAUUGUUUAGAAUUAAAAGAACUGUUUUUAUAUAA
This is a messenger RNA of Pneumocystis carinii B80, 255 nucleotides long. RefSeq lists its product as hypothetical. The coding region runs from base 1 to 255 and encodes 84 amino acids. The transcript has 8 exons. NCBI's taxonomy places the organism in Eukaryota, Fungi, Ascomycota, Pneumocystomycetes, Pneumocystales, Pneumocystaceae. The record is from RefSeq and is a predicted model, not a curated record.